AUUAUUAUAAAAAUACGCAAAUGAAUUGGCCAAAUUAAAACAUACACACACAACACAACUCAAAGAAAUUGAAAUCGUUGAGAAAAGAGAAGAAAAAGAGAACGAGUUGACUCAGUGAAAAAUCAAAGAAAUGGCAGAAGAAGUGACUCGGAUAAUGAUUGGAGUGAACGAGUCAAGCUUGAAGGGUUAUCCAAAUCCUUCAAUCAGUAGCAAAGGUGCUUUCGAAUGGACGAUUAACAAAAUCAUUCGUAACAAUGUUUCUGCUUUCAAUCUUCUUUUUCUUCAUGUUCAAGUUCCCGAUGAAGAUGGUUAUGAAGACAUGGAUAGUAUCUAUGCGUCGAAUGAAGACUUUAAGAACAUGAAACAGAAAGAAAGAGUUAGAGGGACUCAUCUGCUGGAAUACUUUGUCAAUAGGUGUAAUGAAAUUGGGGUCCCCUGUCAAGCAUGGAUAAAGGAGGGUGAUCCCAAAGAUGUGAUACUUAAUGAGGUGAAACGGAUCCGUCCAGAUUUACUAGUUGUGGGAUGCAGAGGUCUUGGACCUUUCCAAAAGGUUUUUGUUGGCACUGUUAGUGAAUUUUGCUGGAAGCACGCUGAAUGCCCUGUCAUGACUAUCAAACGCAAUGCAGAUGAAACUCCAAGGGACCCUGUUGAUGACUAGUAGUUUGACAUUGGAGAUAAAUUACAUGUGUUGGUGGAGUUUAAAAAAUUAAAAAGAAAAUAUUGAAUAUAAGUAAGAUUAGUAUGUGAAGUUGUUUAGUGUAGGAACAUGAGCAUGGUCUCAAACUUUUUGAGCUUUCUUGCCCUUGUUCCUUUAUCUGUAUGUUUCAGCAGUUGUUGAUUUCUUUGAAUGUAUAAAGACAUUUGCUUGUGUGAUUUGUACUCUGUAUUGCUUGCAAUACAAUUGUGUAUGUAAUGGACUAAUAGUAUUGAUAAUAUGAUUUGUCUUUGCAUUAAUUAAAAUUUUGGCAUGCCAAAAUAUUUGGUGCAGGCAAGAUCCUA
Trifolium pratense (red clover) is the source of this 999-nucleotide messenger RNA. RefSeq names its product universal stress protein A-like protein. The record is from RefSeq and is a predicted model, not a curated record. Gene Ontology annotation, molecular function: AMP binding. NCBI's taxonomy places the organism in Eukaryota, Viridiplantae, Streptophyta, Magnoliopsida, Fabales, Fabaceae. Bases 131 to 658 code for a protein of 175 amino acids. The transcript is spliced from 4 exons.